GGCGCCCGGCUGUUUGCUGUGUCAAUGGGAAAAAAUUAAACCCCCCCAAAUAUCGUCUUUACCCGUCCUUUGACACAAACAGACUAGUCUGCUGUCUUAAUCUCGCCUCCUCAAACGAUCUCAACCUUCUUUUUCCCACUGCUACAUCACUCUUCCGCAGAGUUUUCUCGACUUUUAUCCUAAACGGCCACGCUGACCCGCGCCUAGUCGGCUUCCCCGACUUACCCCCGGACGCACAUCGAUAUACUCUUGCAUCCCCCCAGGCUUGGCUUCGCCCUGUGCACCGCCUCCUUCACCACCUCGACCAACGAGACUCGACUCGAAUUCGACUCAAUUUUACACUCGCUGCGCUUCACAUCACCCGAGCAUCGAUCCAUCGUCGACAUCGCCAUGCGAAGCAAUGUCUCUCCCUCUGCGCUCCCGUGACAUCGGCAGGAGAACGCGGGCCUUCUAUGACAAUGAAGAACUCAUCACACACAAGCCGCCCCUGCCAACCCUUCCGUCCCGCAUCGAUAAACACUCGAAAGAAACCGAAGUACAUUUAGCACCGAUCAUUUCGGGGUCCUUUGUCGCCGCCUUUGCAAGAGCGCUUGCUGACGGUCUCGACAACGAACUUCUUACACACUACUACCUCGAAGGCAAAGUAAAAGUCAACCUCGACAGAGUUAUCGACCGACUAAUCGCCGAUUUCUGUCGUGAAAUCUGGGAUGAACUCUAUACAUUUUAUCACAACGCCGAAAGCGCCCCAUCCGCACAAGUCGUCCGCCUCUUCGAAGGUCCUAUUAGCCAACUGAUUCUGAUCCUCAAUGGACCAGAGACAUCGAAAUGUAUUCUCGACAUUAUCGCUCCUGGUCUAUCCCAACGGCCGGUCACUUGGUCAGCAACUGCCAACGGCGUCAGCCUGCCUCUUGCAUUACAGCUAGUCUGUGGCUUCUGGCACCGAGAAUACCCAGAGCAAUCGCCUGGAGGGUGUCCGGAACAGAUUGCUCGAACACUUCACUCGCUGAUUCUCAGCGGCCAGGCAGCUCAAAAGCUGGUGUCCCAGAUACGUCGCCUUUUGUUAUCGCCAAACUACGUGCAAGUUCACAUGGCUGAAUCAACAGUCUGGGAAAUUAUUCGCAAACGAACCUUCCGCCCGCCGCGUGAUGGAUACCAGCUGAUGCAAUUUAAAUUCUCCUGCCAACUUUUUGGGCCUCUCGAUGGAAUUGGGGAUCCUCAGUUGGUCAACAUUGGCUCAUUACCCGCGCUCACUGGUAGCUCUGGCGACUGUGUCUACACAACAGUCGCAGACUACAUCGAUAAGCGAUGGCCAAAAUGCGGCCGCAUUGUGCUCAAGUGUCUCGAGGCUGCCGUCAUGAACGCAUCGGCUUCCCACCAACCGGGUGAACCCAGCCUAGGAUUUUCUGUCUGGGACAGCUCGGACGAAGACACAGCCUACUGCGCCGGGCUUCGACUGAUUCACUUGGAAGUUGAAGACAACGCCAUCAGAAUUAGCAUCUCCGCCUGGACUCACACCAUGAUUGAAAUAUUCCAGCAAAUGUCAUGGAUGUGCGCAACCCUCAGCUCCUCUCCCUUCCCCAAUACACUCUCCGAAUGCGCAGUCCACGUCGCAGACUGGACCUACCAAGACGACUCAGUCUACGUGAACUGUAGCCUGAAUCACGAACCCCUCUCAGAAAACGACAAUAAACCCUGGCUUGAGCAGUUCCGAGGGGCAGCGAUUGCACGGGGCUUCCCUCUCGAAGGGUUUGACUCACUCGCCGCUUUGGCUCAACAGCAACAGCAACAUCAUCAGAAUCAUCAACGACUACAAUAACGCUUUUACACCCAUAUCACAUACAUUCCUUUUUCAACCCAUUUUCAUUUUUCAACCUUUUUUAGCAUCACUGGCGCAACACAAUAUAUCAUCUUUUGUAAUUGGUCACGAAAAACUGGGAGGCGUUCGUUCAUCUUAUUUGGACACAGGUAUCUUUUUUUUUUUGGAGGGAUUUUAAUUAGCAGACGGGGCUGUUCUGUACUGUAUAUACACUAUUUACGUUUGUAAAGAUAUCCCAAAUAUACACGAAUCUGAGCAAAAACAAU
This is a messenger RNA of [Torrubiella] hemipterigena, 2082 nucleotides long. NCBI's taxonomy places the organism in Eukaryota, Fungi, Ascomycota, Sordariomycetes, Hypocreales, Clavicipitaceae. The record is from the annotation of a GenBank genome assembly.